UCCAUUUGCCAUUACUUUUGCUGAAAAUAAUUGAAAAAGUUUUCAAAAUUAUUAUUUUCUAAACAAUUUUAAAACUUUUUUUAGACCCAUUUUUUAUUAGUACACUUUAGCCUGUGACAAGAGAAGUGAAUCUAGGGGGAUUGAAUGUUUGAACAUAGACAGAUUACAUGCAACAAAUUACAACUCACUACUGCAGCUACAUUUAUGCCUUAUUAAUAAUGUAUUUGUUAUGACAAGGGUUGAUUAAUACACUGCACUACUGAGAACUACCUCUGGUUUUAUCUCUCCAACAAUCCAUCCUUCCAUUGGUUCUUUGACUGAGAUCUUUACUUUAGUAUCAAUCAUAGUCUCGACAUAAAAGGACUGAGGGGAACCAAGCAGGGUUCUACCGGUUGAUUUCUCUUCUUGCAUGAUUUUCUGGAAGAUUUCCAAAACAAAUCAUUUAAUUAAAAGAAGUAUAUCUUUAACCCUAUCUUAAGAUUCAAUGUCAAUGUGAAUGCAUGUUUCCUUGGAAUGUUUCUACAUCUCACUUUGAUACCUAUUGCAAUUUAAAAAAAGAUUUUUAUCAAGCUGUUUUUGUUUGCCACUUCCUGAUGAAAGAGCGUUUAUCGUUGGUUUCUGAAAAUUAAUAUACUUGUGUACCCAGUGGAGGCUAGUCAGAGCCACUCAUUGAGGGUUAGAGGAGGAAAGGCUAGGGAAUUCUAACGUUCUCAGUUUAUAAAAACUAUUGUUAUCUAGAUACCUCAAAUGAUGACUCACUGUCAUCAAAGAUAUAUAAGUAUGCUGUGUAGUCCACACCAACUGUGCCCACUCCACCAAAAACAGCGCCUUGAAAGCGCUUCUUUGUUGGUUUGCCGUUAUCAAGUGACGUACCGAUGAUAACAUAGGAGGUAAGAUUAUCAACCUGAAAGCUGACUUCAUUAUUGUGGACUUGGAAUUUGUUUUCCCCCUUCCAUACAAUUGAGCCUUUGUGUGGUACAGAGCUUUUCGGCUUGAUGUCCCAGCCAUUGCUUAAAUACACCAAAGCACUAUGAGGUAUUCUGACUUGCACUGGUUUGGAUAGUUGCUUCCCAUAAGGCUGAAAUUUUAUCACAGGGCUAAGCUGUACUUCACCAGGCUGAAGAGGUAUAGAAUUUUCAUCCCAACAUAUCUUUAGUUGUAUUCCUCGGCAAUCACUGGAGAAACAAUUUGCAUCAUUGAAUUGGAUCAAGAUACCUGAUUUAUCAAAAUGUAAUGUCUGUUGUGAUCCAUGUGGUGUUGGAUCUUCCAGUGUUAUCAAUUCACUCCGUGGUGCUAAAGAAAGGAAGAGGAUAGGUUUUAAAUUUGGUAGUAGUUAUCAUGGUGUUCUUAUGAUUGUAUACAAUCUUGCAUUUCCUUUUUUUGGUGGGAGAAUUAUUAAAAAAAAAUGAUUCUUAAGUUCAUAGUACCCAGGGGUUAAUCUUGAAGUCUUCAGCUUUCUGUUUUUGUGAUGAAAGGUCCUUGGUGGAUCUUUUUUUAAUCCUUUUUCAUCGCUGUUUAUCAAUUGGCCAUUUCAAUUCAAAUCGACAUCACUGAAUCCCAAUAUGAGGUAAUGAUUAAAACUUUACCUUCGUCUGCAGAUGGCAGCAACGCAGUACAUGAGUCCGUUCUUUGACGCCUAUUUUUUCUGCGGUAUUUGAUGCGCUUUAUAAUCACCAGUGUUAAGAUUACAACAAAUAGUAGUGCUGUCGUCGCAGUCAAAUAUAUUAUAAUGAUAGAGGAUUUCUUUGUAGAAGUUUUCUUAGAGCUGUUUUGUUCCUGACACACAGUUAUGGAUCGCUCUGUAUAGCCGCACUGUUUGUUUUUUGCUAUAUUUCGACAUUCAGGAAUGCGCACAUCGUAUUUAUCAUUACAGCAGGCAGAACAUGGUUUACAUCCUGUGUCUUUACUGCCAUAGAAUCCUUUGUCACAUUUACCACAAAUCCUAUCAUGUGUCAGAUUGCAGGGUGUCAGUUCUCUCUGUCCAACUGCACAAAUGGAGCAUUUCUUACAAGUUUGCUUAGUUGGCUUGUCAGAAAACGUGUUGCCACGAGAGCACUUAAUACAUUUUAUAUCAUCAAUGCUUUUUAUUAUAAUUCCAUUUCCACAUGGUGGAAAGGGUGAUGUUCCCGCCGGGCAGAUUUUACAAUCCACACAGUAUGCACUGUCUUUUUCUUGGGUUACAACAAGGGAUUGAUCUUCUCUACAUUUUGGUAAUUGACAGCCAAUCGCAUUGGCAUCGCAUUGUCUGUAAAAUGGCAUGUCCUUGCAACCUUCUUUCACACUAUUUUUUAUGUUACAAUUGGGAAGAUAUGAAAAGCAGAAGGAACAGGGCUUACAAUCUCCAGUGAGUUCUUCAAAGUAAAACCCUUUGCCACAGCCAUGUUCACACUGUGAAUUAUUCGUCAAGGAACAGUUCCUCUUGAUGCUUUCAUGGUCAGAGCAGAUUCCACAUGACAGGCAUGAACUGCUAUCAUUAUUAGGAGAGUAAGAUUUUCCAGGUUCACAUGGCUCACAAUAAACUUUUUCACCAUAACUAACAAAACUGCCACAUUGUGGUGUUAGACCCAUUCCAGGAGGACAAGAUAGACAUUUUUGACAAGAAACGUGUUUGAACACAUCUUCGACUUCAAAUUCGUCAUAGUUACAGACGGUAUGAACCUGAUAAAAAACAAAUUGGUGUUUAUUAUCAUGUAUUAUAAGACUCUCUAUAAUUUAAUUUAGAAGCUGUUAAGGAAAGACUGGUGCUUAAACCUCAGUAUGAGGAACAUCGAAAUCUUUCUAAGCUCGCCAAUCAGGUGGAGAUGUCAGGAUAAAUGUAAACCUGUCUUUGUUGAUAAGCCGUUAGGAGCAAAGCUGCUCUAUUCUUUACCCUGCUUCCAACCGUCUACUUUUUUGCCGUUUAGUCUGGUAAAUAAUCACGUAGCUGUGUCUUUUAUCACUGGCAUUGCUUUCUAGGAAAUGAUCCAAUGUAGUUUGUAAAGGUCAUUGUAAUGCAAUGGGGUUAUCUCUGAGAAUUUCGUGGAAUUUGACCGAGACGGGCGGCAACUGUCACUUCGUAAAUAUAUUCAUUUACAUUUUUUGAAAAUUCCUAAAGAAUAACGGUUUACUCACAUUUUUAAUGGAGAGAAAUUGGAAUGAACACAUUAAAUAGAGGCUCAGAAUGUACAUUCUUUGGUCUCUCAGAUCUGCAAAGGUAAAAUUUAAAGAAAACGCCACCAAUUGAGCUGAAGGGUCGGCUUACUUAAUCCCGUGUUUAACCAGGCCUAAAUUGGGUAAAGUAAACAAACGUCAUUGAUCGAAAGUGCUAGGCGAAGCACAUUCUUAAGGUAAAUAAUAACGCUCAGAAAAUUAGGAAAGAUUUAUCCAUUUUGCUUACUCAGCUAAACAUUACAAUUGUCCUUUAGUUUUGAUUGCCUUUGUGCCUUGCGAAUAACCUACAACAUUCAAAUGAUUUUGACGGGAAUCAAUAACUUAAAAUUGUGUGACGUGAUCGAAAUCCAAAAGAAGAUCGCAUUUAAAAUACAUGCUGAAACAGCGUGACACAUGCAAAGCAAGAAUACUGAAUUCUAGGUACUUACGCCUUUUUCAUGACAACGUUAUGAGGGAAAGUUAGGUGAGCGGUCUUGUCAGCAACGGUGAACUCGACUACAAUGCCAACACCCCGACUCGUCGAAUCUUUUCACUUCGUAGGAGUGCGGGGGAUUCCCCUUCCAAUUAAACUUCAAACUUAGCUACCCACAACCAAUCAUAUGAUCCCGUUCAUAAUAAAUUAUUAACACUCUAAACGCUGAAUGGCUGGAAAAGAUUCUGUUCGACGGAAACGAAAGUGCUUACAGAGCAUGUUGUGAAAAUAUAAAAUAACUUAUCGCCGCAUAGGGGCAUAUCUCAGUGGUUUGCUGUACCUUCGGUAUCCCUAAAGCAGAGCAAUGGAUAGCAGGUACAAUCCUUUGACUAGAAACGCUGCCGACAAUUACGGGAUACAGACAAUGGGGGAAAGAACCUCAACUCUAACUUCAUGUCCCUCUCCGAUGGCACUCGCUCCGUCGCCGGUUACGGUAGCCAACCAUCAUUGCAGACACUUCAGUAACUGCCAUCACACACAAGUUCGGAAAAGCACUGAUGGCAGGGAAGAAGAUUUACUUCUUGAGUCAGAGUUCGUGGAAGACUCUAGGAGACCUCUGGGAGAAACAGAAGCCCAUGAUCAGAUCGAAGAAGUCUUAGAAUCUGCACAUUCGUCCGAACAACACACUCGAAAUGCAUCCUUACAGAGCAGACCUACUCCCCAACAGGAGUGUUGUAGCAUACACGCGGAACAAAACGGCGUAUUGGUGUCUUCAACUCGACGCCCAGAGAGAGAUCCAGGAUCAAGCAAUGUGUUCCGAAUACUUUGUAUGAUUUUUCUGUGUAAAAGAGGAAUCAUUGCACGAGAUGAUUUAAUCCAUGCUCUCUACAUAAUCCCACUUAAGGACUUCCAGGAGAAGUUCCCAAAAAUCAAGCAAUACGAGGGUGUUGUGUGCCAUGGCACAGAGUUCCCAAUGAUGGAAGAAACAAAAAUGUUACCAGCUCUUUUCCAUCGCAUUAUGAUUGAUGAAAUUUGUCAGGUUAACUUUGAAAUGGUCACCGGUGAAAUGUUCUCAAUUGUCUCCCCACCUACAAUAGUUGCAAAUGUCUCUGAAAUCCUUUCAAGGAGUAAAGAUCGGGUUGGGUGUGGAUUUUCAGCAACAGUCCUAACAAGAUGCACAGGUGAAAAGGACAAGCUCUUUGAGGACAACAUCCGCAUAAACAUCCAAUCUGGUGACACAAAUUUACAUUUUACUGUGCCCAUAGCGUACUACGAAGCAAAUAUAUCACCCUGGCUGUACAAUCCACAAGCAGUCACUGUCAUGCCCGACGAAGACAGGAGAGUGCUGCGUUCUUGCCAUGUUUCUCUUCUUGAGAAUAUUGGUGACCCAAUCAGUGUGUGUGAUCACCUAUACCAACACAAAAUCUUCGAUGAAGAGGACAUGCAAGAGGUAGAGAGUAUGAAAGUGAAAAGGUACCGCAACGCCUUUUUGUUACGGACAAUCCAGACGAGGGGCAACAUCCUUGACCUUAUCAUUGACAUAAUGAGAAGCCAGCGAAAAAACCAAGAGGCGGCCGCCAUUUUACUGAACAAAAGGCACCUUGCAGCUGGUCACAACAAUGAUGACAAAUGAAGGUCGACUCUACCUGCUUAUAACUAAUUUUACUUUUAAUUAGAUUAGCUCUGCCCUGUAAAUAAUAUUUACCGAGCUUUAAGUUAAAAAAUAUAUUAUUUGUGCGAAAAAAUCAGUAAACAAAAUUUGUUCGAGGGAGAAUAAGGUAGUCCGCUGUUACUGGCUCGGUUGUUCCAGCUGCUUAGGAAUGCAGUUCUGUGGAUAAUCUUUUAUUUUCAAUUCUUUGAGUUUGUAUUUGUUUACAGUAUAUCUAGCUAAUUGGUGCAAAAGAAUCCGAUUUCAGAGACAUACAGGACCGAUUCAUGGGUACUGUUCGUUCCUAUUAUUCUAGUUACAAUAUAAAAAUGGAGAAUUUUUUAUUUCUAAUGUGUCAUACUGGUGUUGUAUGAAGAUUGGUAAAUUUGGAACCUUAGGCAAUGUGCCCCAAGAUAUGAUUAUAUUUAAUUCUCUUGUCUAGCUACCAUACAUUUCCUUGUAAGCCAGUUACGAGAAUUUGUGGCUAGAUCAAGAUAACUUCUUCCUGAGAAGUUUGACUAUUACCAUAACCUGUUUGCUGGAUAAUGACGUAUGGAUAUCAUGGGGAGAAGUUACAGGUUAAUCACCUGCCUUUGGCAUUAGAAGGUAUAUGGCAGGUAGAUAUGGAUAAGGUUCUCAUAUGUUAUGUGAUGUUUUGACAUCAAAGCAAUUUUAUAUUUCAUAGCGAAACAUAACUCUCAGUCUGUAAAUGCUUAGGUAGAGUUUUUUGGGGGAGACUGUAGCCUCGGGUAACAGAUAGUGGUCGAAGGUCAAACUUACAUGUCUAUUUCGUGUCCUCGUAGAGCCUGUUGUAUAUAUUUUCAUAAAAUUCUAAACUUGACGUCAAGUAUGUUCGACAUCCUCGUUUUGAUCUAAAUUCAAGCUGGAAAAGUGUUCUUCUGUUGUUAUAGAGUUACUGUCUGUUUUUUAGCAACUGCCUCCGCUAGCAAAUAUCCAAACAUCCAAAAUAAAGAUUAUUCGUUAUUAACAGUUGCAAUGAUAAACGAGCGCCCUUAUCCACUUGCCGAUUAGGCAUGCAGGCAUGCAAGGUUACGUGGACCAGCGUAAGUUGUAUAGAGUUAUUUUGAUGCAUUUGACAGUCACAUGCCAAAGAAUUAAAUAUCGCACAUUUUUGAGAAAUGCUGUUUCUUAUCUAAAGCUGUUAGAUUGUAAUGAAUUCAUUAGCUGAAGCUGAAUAAAAUACAGUUUGGUUUUGAUAGCUAAUUAUCU
Molecule: messenger RNA, 6440 nt
Organism: Pocillopora verrucosa
Lineage: Eukaryota; Metazoa; Cnidaria; Anthozoa; Scleractinia; Pocilloporidae
Biological process (GO): regulation of apoptotic process
Source: RefSeq, a predicted model, not a curated record